AUGGAGGAAAAUGUAGAUGUUAGAAAUGUAUCGAUUAUGAUCGCAGAGAAUAGAGAGCAAUAUGGUAAAAAAUUUACGGAAUAUAUCAUAGAUGUUACCACAUCAAGUGGCAGUGAAUAUACUAUAGCAAGAAGAUUUAGCGAGUUUUUUUCAUUAUAUGAAUUGUUGGUACAUAAUUUUCAAAUACAAUUUCAAUUUCCCCCUAAAAAACUAAAUAAAUUUAGCGGUAAUAUUAUAGAAGCAAGAAAGAAAUCAUUACAAGAUUUUUUAAAGUUUUUAGUAAUUCAUCCAUCUUUAUCAGUAAGAAAGUCAUCAGAUUUAUCAAGAUUCUUGGAUCAAAAUACACCAAACUUUAAUAAUAAAUUAACAAAAGAGAAAGUUACAUUUGAAGAAGUAAAUCAAAAAAAGAAAUCAAUUAAAUUAGAAUUAUCAAUUGUCGAGGGUAGAGAUUUUAAAAUACCAAAGAAAUCAAUGUGGGAUAUAGUUUCAUUUGUAAUGUGGGAGGUUGGUCAUGAGCCAGACCCAUCAACUGUAAAGAGCUCAAAUAAAACACCUCUUAUUGCCGGACCCUACCCAAGAUUUGGCCAUAAAACAAGAGUUACAAUUAAAAAAGAUUCUGAAAAAAUUCUCUAUUUUAAAAUAUUUAACAAAGACACAGGCGCAGUAGGUUCAGCAGCUUCAACUCAUGGCGGUGCAGAUAGCAAUCAUAAUAGUAGUAGUAGCUUGGGUUCACCACCAAAUUCACCAACCCGUGGCAAUAAUGAUAAUAUAGAGUUAAUUGGCACAUGUUCAAUCGAUAUUGAAAAAUUACAAAUUACAAAUCAGUCACCAACAUUACAUGUUUUACAAUUGGAGCCUGAAGCCGGUGAAAUUGUAAUAAGUUUAGUAUUAGUUUAA
Dictyostelium purpureum is the source of this 897-nucleotide messenger RNA. RefSeq lists its product as uncharacterized. The transcript has 3 exons. Bases 1 to 897 code for a protein of 298 amino acids. Gene Ontology annotation, molecular function: phosphatidylinositol binding. Gene Ontology annotation, biological process: retrograde transport, endosome to Golgi. The record is from RefSeq and is a predicted model, not a curated record. Lineage: Eukaryota; Evosea; Eumycetozoa; Dictyosteliales; Dictyosteliaceae.